AUGUGUAAUCCUCUCAGGUCCUUCAUACACAGCACACAUAUAUUUUUAUACCUCUUAGAAUUUGCCAGUUACUACCCCCUGGAGGGCUUCCCUGGAGGCCCAGACAGUAAAGAAUCCGCCUGCAAUGCGGGAGACCUGGGCUUGAUCCCUGGGUCGGGAAGAUCCCCUGGAGGAGGGCCUGGCUACCCACUCCAGUAUUCUGGUCUGGAGAAUCCUCAUGGACAGAGGAGCCCAUGGGGCCGCAAAGAGUCGGACAUGACUGAGCACACGCAUGCAUGUGAGCACACACACACACAGAUAUUGAAGUUCAGGAGGCUGACAAAGGAAUUUUGUCAGGAAUAA
Molecule: messenger RNA, 342 nt
Organism: Rangifer tarandus platyrhynchus (Svalbard reindeer)
Lineage: Eukaryota; Metazoa; Chordata; Mammalia; Artiodactyla; Cervidae
Source: the annotation of a GenBank genome assembly